AUGGCCGGUGACCUGCGCCCGGGGGCCGGAGGAAGUUCCCCGGAAAGCCCUGCGGGAUCCUCACCUAGCUGGCCACGCAGGGGCUGCCUGGCCCCGCCCCGUGGUGCGUACCCUGGUCCGACCCCCAGUGGCACUAACGUGGGUUCUUCAGGGCGUUCUCCCAGCAAAGCAGUGGCGGCCCGAGCGGCAGGAUCCACCGUCCGGCAGAGGAAAAAUGCCAGCUGUGGAACGCGGAGUGCAGGGCGCACGACCUCAGCAGGCACUGGGGGGAUGUGGCGAUUCUACACGGAGGAUUCACCUGGGCUCAAAGUUGGCCCUGUUCCAGUAUUGGUUAUGAGUCUUCUGUUCAUCGCUUCUGUAUUUAUGUUGCACAUUUGGGGCAAGUACACUCGUUCAUAG
Elephantulus edwardii (Cape elephant shrew) is the source of this 399-nucleotide messenger RNA. RefSeq names its product Sec61 beta subunit (gene SEC61B). Bases 1 to 399 code for a protein of 132 amino acids. Gene Ontology annotation, cellular component: Sec61 translocon complex. The record is from RefSeq and is a predicted model, not a curated record. The transcript is spliced from 4 exons. Gene Ontology annotation, biological process: intracellular protein transport. NCBI's taxonomy places the organism in Eukaryota, Metazoa, Chordata, Mammalia, Macroscelidea, Macroscelididae.